AUGGGAGACGGUCGAAGAAAUGAUCGCAACCCAGCCAUGUUUGGAGCCUCACAGCUUAUGAGAUGGAGCCUCAGCUCCUGCUCUAAUUUUCCCCAACAUAAGUACUUCUACAUAAACCAGCCCAUGACCUGGUUCCAGGCUCAGAACUACUGCAGAGAGCAUUACAAUGACCUGGCAACCUUUGAAAGCUACGAUGAUAUAAGCAUGCUAGAACCUACAUUUCCCUAUGAGUAUGCAUGGAUCGGACUGAUUGAUGACCCCAAAUCCUGGAAGGUAAACCUUGGAAAUAAGUCCAACUCCUGGAGAUGGUCAGUGACUGGUGAACCAGGCAAAACUACUUUUGAGGCUUGGGCUAGCUCAGAGCCCUCUUUUGGGAAUGCACAGGAAACCUGUGUAAACAUGGAUACUGAUGGGACUUGGAUAGACACUGACUGCACCAACAAAUACAGUUUUGUUUGUUACACAGUCACAAAACAAAGUGAGAAAGUCUAUAAUUUCUUCCCGACCGUGAAAUCAUGGAAUUCUGCUCAGGAAUACUGCAAAGAACACUACACAGACCUUGCUAUGAUUGAGAACGCUUUUGAAAACGCUAUGGUCUUUUCAAAAAUCGGUGGGAAGAGAGCUUGGAUCGGUCUGUACCGCGUGCCAUGGACAUGGUCUGACAGGUCUAACAGUUCCUUCAAGAACUGGGAUGACACUGACCCAAAUCACUUCCCCUUAAACGGACACUGUGGAGUCGAAGGGCCUCAUCAUAAGUGGCUGGACACAUCCUGUUCCGUACUCCAGCCUUUCAUUUGUCAACAAGUAACAAGAUUGACGACCACGCUGGGGAUGCAGAUUAUGACUGAUGCAAAUAUGACAGAUCCAGCUGUUAUUGAACAGUUUCUCCAGCAGAUCCAUGCAAGGCUAACACACCUGGGAUGGACAGACUUCAAGCUUCAGUGGAAGAAUCUACCCUCAAACCAAACCCAACAGACCUGAGUGAUCUUCAUUCGACCUCCUAAGCAGUCGAGAAAAUAUUCAACUGCUUCCCAAUGAUUUUGCUGUGUUGUUUAUCGAGUAGUUAAGCUAAUAGAAGAUAAUAACAGAGAAUAUUGUUGUUAGUAUGUAUGAUGUGAUGUUUCCUGAGCACCUUGUGUCCUCAGACUAAAUAAAGCAGGUGUAGGCUAUCAUCUCCAACAGAAGCAUUUAACUGCUGAAUGACUGGGGUUUUUGUGCAGUAGAAACAUGCACAUCUAUAAUGUUUAGAGACACUAGUGCUGUGGAUUUUCACUAUGGAUUUUCACAAGUUUGAUUGAUGGUUCAAUUUCCUUGUCAUUUUCUGUAGGUUCUGGGUUUCUUUAACCCCCCUUGACUACCACAGUCAAUUUGGUGUGUUUGUGUUACACCUACUUACACUUAACACCUGGUUCUUCGGGUGCUCUUAUUACUCAUGGAAUAGUCACAGUUGUACACCGACACAAUAGAAAUAUUGAUUAUUAUGUCAUGUCAUAAAUGUAUAUGUUCAUUUUACUGCCAUGUAUUAGAGAGAAACAAAGAGAGAAGAGGUUAAGGGUCAACCCAUGGUGGACAAUCUCAUCUCAAGGAUCUUAAAUAUGACCAGUGGAAAAGAAAACAAAACCAAAUCUGUCUCCCUUGAGCCCAGUAUACUCCACCUUUUCCUUCCCUUUAAAAACCUUUCUGCCUCAUCCAACAACCACUUUAUUUAUUUAUUGGCCAUUUUCCUCCCUCUUUUCUCUCAUACUCUUCUUCCUCUUCAAAUAUUUACCAUAAAGAUACAAAU
Solea solea (common sole) is the source of this 1783-nucleotide messenger RNA. RefSeq names its product putative C-type lectin domain family 20 member A. The transcript has 5 exons. NCBI's taxonomy places the organism in Eukaryota, Metazoa, Chordata, Actinopteri, Pleuronectiformes, Soleidae. The record is from RefSeq and is a predicted model, not a curated record. Bases 1 to 981 code for a protein of 326 amino acids.